AUGGAUGAAACUGCCCGACUUACCGUUGCCUUGAGCAGAGCCAAUUGCAUCCUCUCUGUGUGCCGCGAAGAGUUGACUGCAUGCAACCGUCAGCUCCGGCAGCUGAGAGAUGAGGGCGAUAGUUCCGAUCCAUCAUUCGAUCGGAGACAUCGACAGCUCCAAUCCAAGAGAGAUGCUCUUCGCAUCGAAACGCAUCAGCUCAUCACAGAAGUCAACCGUUCCAGACACAAACUCGAGAAGCAUGUCGCUGAAAGCCACCGCGAGAGGGUGAGUCUUAGUAGGUACAGUUAAGAAAGCAAGCCAGCAAGCAGGAAACAACGUAGAGUGCACCGGGAGCUUGGAGAGAAACAUUGAGAAAAUUCCUCAGGAACUGCGCCUGCCAUUCUCAAGAAACUUAACAGAAAACGGCGGCGUGAAGUUCCCUAGAUAGCGUGUGUAACAUAGUAACACCAGUCUGGCCUCUCCAAGUUUACCCUGCUUUCUGAACCGAUGACCGCGCGCUGGCCUAUUCUUUUGAGAUCUUGCGUUGCAAACUCCUGUGCCUAAACUGACGCGGUUUUAGGGCUCUGGAUCCUCGCUGCAGGGGCGGCAGCCUCAGCUCGCACCGGUGAACAACGAUAACGUUACGCGAGCCGGAGCUCAGCCUCAGGUGCAGCCGGAAAUGCGGUCAACUCUUGAAGAAGGGAAAGACAUCGAUCCGAAGCCGGAAAAUGUGGUGAGACUUUAAGUUUUUACUUUUUAUUCGAAAAGUCAAAAGGUCACUGAAUGCGCCUCAUCCAUUACGCUAAAAACAAAAAAUGCGCCUCAUCUAUCAAAAAAAAAAACUAGGUAGUUUUGAAGUAUAGUUUAAAAAAAGUUCCGCUCACAAAUCGUAAAAAUUAUAACAAAAAUGCGCCUCAUCCAUUACGCUAAAAAUGAUGAAAAAUGGUGCACAAAAGUCGAUGAAAUGGCGCAAAAAGGCAGCAAAAGGGCAGCCUUUUUCGGCCUUCGCAAUUUUGCAUAUCUAGAAAUUUUUCGAUGUUCCGAUAUUUUUUAAUUCAAAAAUGUUGUAAGCGGAGUAAUUGAAAGUUAUACGAUGCAUUCCUUUGAAUACAAAUGAUGGGAAAUUAAAACAUUAUCUGUUUAUUGGACCCAAGAAAACAUUUCACGAGACAAUGGCACACAAAAAUCUUUGUUUUCAGCUGGUUCAAAGAAACCCAAAAGUGCCACGCGAUCUAGCAAACCUUCAACUGCAAGUUUAAAUUAAUUUCAAAAAUUGCAGGACAUGGACAUCCCGGAGCAGGGCAGCGGACGCUCGGAUGCCGAAAACAAUGCAUCGACGAAGUGA
Messenger RNA from Caenorhabditis auriculariae, 1327 nucleotides. NCBI's taxonomy places the organism in Eukaryota, Metazoa, Nematoda, Chromadorea, Rhabditida, Rhabditidae. The record is from the annotation of a GenBank genome assembly.